AUGGAGGACUCAAUGAACCAGUUGCAGCCCCUCAAUGAGAAGCAGAUAACCAAUUCUGAAGAUGGAUAUGUAUGGCAAGUCACUGAUUUGAAUCGCCUCCACCGCUUCUUGUGUUUCGGUUCUGAGGGUGGGACUUACUAUAUCAAAGAACAGAAGUUGGGCCUUGAAAAUGCCGAAGCUUUGAUUAGAUUGAUUGAAGAUGGCAGAGGGUGUGAAGUGAUCCAGGAAAUCAAGUCGUUCAGUCAGGAAGGCAGAACCGCCAAGCAGGAGCCCAUGCUCUUUGCGCUGGCCAUCUGUUCCCAGUGCUCCGACAUCAGCACCAAGCAGGCGGCGUUUAAAGCCGUGGCCGAAGUUUGCCGCAUUCCCACACACCUCUUCACGUUCAUCCAGUUUAAGAAAGAUCUGAGGGCGAGCAUGAAGUGUGGCAUGUGGGGCCGUGCCCUCCGGAAGGCCAUCGCAGACUGGUACAACGGCAAAGGCGGCAUGGCCCUCGCCCUGGCUGUGACCAAGUACAAACAGAGAAACGGCUGGUCUCACAAAGAUCUGUUGAGAUUGUCACAUCUUAAACCCUCCAGUGAAGGACUUGCUAUUGUGACCAAAUACAUUACAAAGGGCUGGAAAGAGGUCCAGGAGUUGUAUAAAGAAAAAGCACUUUCUGCGGAGACUGAAAAGUUAUUAAAGUAUCUGGAGGCCGUGGAGAAGGUGAAGCGCACGAAAGAUGAGCUGGAAGUCAUUCACCUGAUAGAAGAGCACAGGUUGGUUAGGGAACAGCUUCUGACAAAUCACUUAAAGUCUAGAGAGGUAUGGAAGGCUUUGUUACAAGAAAUGCCUCUAACUGCAUUACUACGGAAUCUAGGAAAGAUGACUGCUAACUCGGUGCUUGAACCAGGAAAUUCAGAAGUAUCUUUAGUAUGUGAAAAACUGUGUAAUGAGAAACUAUUAAAAAAGGCUCGUGUGCAUCCGUUUCAUGUUUUAGUCGCGUUGGAGACUUACAAAACAGGGCACGGGCUCAGAGGGAAACUGAAGUGGCGUCCCGACGAAGACAUUUUAAAAGCUUUGGAUGCCGCUUUCUACAAAACAUUUAAGACAGUUGAGCCAACCGGAAAGCGUCUCUUGCUGGCUGUUGACGUCAGCGCUUCUAUGAGCCAGAGAGUUUUGGGCAGUGUCCUCAGUGCCAGCACUGUGGCCGCUGCGAUGUGCAUGGUUGUCUCGCGAACAGAAAAAGACUCCCACAUCGUUGCUUUUGCAGAUGAGAUGGUACGAUGCACAGUAACUACAGACAUGAGUUUACAACAGGUUUUAAUGGCUAUGGAUCAGAUUCCAGCAGGUGAAACUGAUUGCUCUCUUCCAAUGAUCUGGGCACAAAAGACAAAUACAGCUGCUGAUGUCUUCAUUGUGUUCACGGAUAAUGAGACCUUUGCUGGAAGUGUCCACCCUGCUGUUGCUCUGAGACAGUAUCGGAAGAAAAUGAACAUUCCAGCCAAGUUGAUUGUUUGUGGGAUGACGUCAAAUGGCUUCACCAUCGCAGACCCAGAGGACAGAGCGCUGGUGGGCCCUGUAACAUAG
Pipistrellus nathusii (Nathusius's pipistrelle) is the source of this 1566-nucleotide messenger RNA. Lineage: Eukaryota; Metazoa; Chordata; Mammalia; Chiroptera; Vespertilionidae. The record is from the annotation of a GenBank genome assembly.